GUCAGUACAGCGGCCACUGUAGUGCAAUACCCGCAUGCGCAGUGCCAUCUGGCUGUUCGGGUAUCCUAUAGAUCUUAAGCGAUGUGCUUGAGAAGCCAGCACGGACCUCAUGCAUGAUUUCUUUGGGAUACAUUUCCGCUUGCCUUUUGCGUUUUUGCCAAAUUUGUGGUUGAUGUCUAAUUGUCCAUAUAGCAGUGUUGGAGAUCAUCGCCUAUAACGGCAGAAUACGGUCAUUUAAAGGCGUUGGCCAUCACAUUGCACCGGAUGUCAGUACACGCACCUAAAUCUCGAGAAGCAUAAGCAGGAUCAAAUCCAGACACAGCCAUGGAAGCUGUCACCCACUUUAUGAAUGACACGGUAGAGUUCUACAGAUGGAGCCUUACUAUAGCAGACAAGCGGGUGGAGAAAUGGCCGAUGAUGUCGUCACCCGCCCCCACACUGGCCAUCAGCUGCCUGUACUUGCUCUUUCUUUGGGUGGGGCCUAAGUACAUGCAGAAUCGAGAGCCUUUCGAGCUAAGGAAGACCCUCAUAGUUUACAACUUCAGUAUGGUGAUACUCAACUUUUACAUCGCCAAAGAGCUCCUCCUGGGUGCAAGAGCAGCGGGGUACAGCUACCUAUGUCAACCUGUCAGCUACUCCAACGACGUCAACGAAGUCAGGAUAGCGUCUGCUCUGUGGUGGUACUACAUCUCUAAGGGAGUGGAGUAUCUGGACACAGUGUUCUUCAUCCUGAGGAAGAAGUUUAACCAGGUCAGCUUCCUCCAUGUCUACCAUCACUGCACCAUGUUCAUCCUCUGGUGGAUCGGAAUCAAGUGGGUCCCUGGUGGACAGUCAUUCUUCGGAGCAGGCAUAAAUUCAUCCAUCCAUGUCCUGAUGUAUGGAUACUAUGGCCUGGCCGCUUUCGGACCCAAGAUCCAGAAAUUCCUCUGGUGGAAGAAAUACCUGACCAUCAUUCAGAUGAUCCAGUUCCAUGUGACCAUUGGCCAUGCCGGCUACUCCCUCUACACUGGCUGCCCAUUCCCUGCCUGGAUGCAGUGGGCCCUGAUUGGCUACGCUGUCACCUUCAUCAUCCUAUUCGGCAACUUCUACUACCAGACCUACCGACGCACCCCACGCUACGCCAACAAGGCGGCCAAGUCCGUCACCAAUGGCAUCUCCACAGCAACCAACGGCUACAACAAGUUAGAGGAGGUAGAGGAGAACGGGAAGAAGCAGCAGAAAAAGGGAAGAGCGAAGAAGGAGUGAGGAGGAGGAGGAGGAGAGGACGGAGGGAGCCUCUGUCAGACCAACUGGAGGACCGUGGGGUGAAAGGGCAGGGGAGGAAGGGGGGGUCAGGGGUGAAAGUUCAAAAGGCAGAUGGGAUUCCACCACACCCCUGCCCAUGCAGGAUGUUUCGAGGAUGUGAAUUGUGACCAACUUGUGCUGGUGAAGGUGUGGGUGUGGGUGUGUGUGUGUGUGUGUGUGUGUGUGUGUGUGUGUGUGUGUUUGUGUUUGUGUGUGUGUGUGUGUGUGUGGGCAUGGGAGUUUGGUGAGGUUUGGGUGUGGAGGGAUGGGGGUGGGAGGAGGGUGUUGGUUGUUUAUAUAGUAGUUCUUUUUUUACAACAAAAGAAAAUCGCUGCUCUUCAUGUAGAGUCUGUGCUCUGUCUCUUUACUUUGGGGUCCUGGUCGAAGAUAGGACCGCAAAAAGACCUCAACACAACCACAGGGACCACAGGGACUCAGCACCCGCAGUGUUUCCAACCAAAACUCAACCCAUUUUGUACUUUUCUUUGUUUAACUAAAUGCUGAUGUAGUGAUACAAAUGCUUAUUUAUUUUGUAGCAUUUUAAAUUAAAUUCUAUAAAUUAAGUUAUUUCUGUGGAAGAACCUUCCAGAAAUGUGUACCAAAGAAGGUUUAUUUUGCAUUGGGCGAUGAGUAAGCAAAAUAUUGGUGGAACCAAGUUGUUUUACAGUACAGGAUCUGUUCUCAAUUCAAUUUUUUUCCCUCUCUAAGUGUCUCAGACACAAUUGUGUCAGUACUUAAGUACUGGUCUACCUGUCAACCUGGAACACAGACUAACUGCAAGCCCCCUCUGCCAUACACACAUGCCCUAACGUACAUAAUAUACACAAACAUACACAUUCCUGGAACGUGUGUCUGUACGAGAGAUUGAGGGAACGAUGUGCACUUUGAAUGCAUGGUAGUGAAUCUAUAGGGAGUUUGGGUGGGUAGUCAUAUGUGCAAAUUGUUAGUGUAACAUUAUGGAGUUUGGGUGGGUAACAUACUGUACAUGCAAGUUGGCUGACAAACACCUUUACUGCUAACUGAGUGUUUAUCUAUUUGUUUGGUUAUUAAAUUGGUCCUGUGCAUUGAUAUUGUUAUUUUUGUUGUUGUUGUGGAUCUCAUGGAUUUUCUGCAUCAUUUUCCUAAUUUUGUGCUGUGUAAUGUAGCUACUGUGCAACUGAGAAACAUGUCUAACUCAAGACAACCAAACAGGAUUGAGGGGGAAAGGGAUAUCUCAUCUCAAAGGGCUUUUUAAAAAACAGUAUAUUCAUUAUUCUAUUUAAAUAAAACACAUACAGCUACUGGCUGCAGCUGCAAUGGAAAUAAAGAGGAUGCCAACAA
Coregonus clupeaformis (lake whitefish) is the source of this 2604-nucleotide messenger RNA. RefSeq names its product elongation of very long chain fatty acids protein 4. Lineage: Eukaryota; Metazoa; Chordata; Actinopteri; Salmoniformes; Salmonidae. Gene Ontology annotation, molecular function: fatty acid elongase activity. The record is from RefSeq and is a predicted model, not a curated record. The transcript has 7 exons. Gene Ontology annotation, biological process: fatty acid elongation, saturated fatty acid; fatty acid elongation, monounsaturated fatty acid; fatty acid elongation, polyunsaturated fatty acid. Gene Ontology annotation, cellular component: endoplasmic reticulum; endoplasmic reticulum membrane. Bases 325 to 1245 code for a protein of 306 amino acids.